AAAUGCGCUCUACUUCAAAGGAAAUUGGGAGAAAAAGUUUAAUGCAUCACAGACGAGACAGAGAUUUUCACCUACUCAAUGGAGAAAAAGUUUCAACCCCUUUUAUGACCUCUAUGAAUUACCAAUUUUUCGGAUCCUUUGAUGGUUUCAAACUUGUCAAGAUCCCGUAUCAAAAGGGCGAAGAUGGAAGGCAGUUCUCAAUGUCAAUAUUUCUUCCCAACGAGAGAGAUGGGCUGCAGAGUUUGAUACAACAGUUUGAGUCUAAUAAUUGGUUCUUGCAUCAUCUUUCCGAGCUACGAAAAGUUGAACUUGAUGCUUUCUGGAUUCCAAAAUUUAAGUUCCCACACAAAAUGGAUGCUAAAAAAACCAUCAAAGAAUUGGGAUUGACAAGGCCUUUCAAAUAUCAUGAGGAGCUCACAGUAAUCUCCAACACCAAGGGACUUGUUUUCUCAGAGAUUUUUCAAACAUGUUACAUAGAAGUCAACGAGGAAGGUACAGAGGCUGCAGCUGCUGCAUAUAUGGGUAAAUUGUUGUGCCGUUCUGGUUAUAUGGCUCCAAAGCCAACCUUUGUGGCCGAUCAUCCUUUCAUCUUCAUGAGUAGGGAAGAAUCAUUUGGGGUUGUGUUAUUCACUGGAGCUGUCAUCAAUCCUCUCUUGAAAGGCUGAUUCACUCAUCGCAGAAUGGUGAAAUUGAUGCUGCAUACUGGAGGAUUUCAAAGUUUUCUUCUUCUUCUUUGGUAAAUAAGAUUUCAAAAAAGUUAGCAAGUUGCAGAUUCAUACACUCAUAAUAUUGUUCUUAACAAGGCUGCUGCUUUUUUUUUU
Molecule: messenger RNA, 821 nt
Organism: Cornus florida
Lineage: Eukaryota; Viridiplantae; Streptophyta; Magnoliopsida; Cornales; Cornaceae
Product: serpin-ZXA-like
Exons: 1
Coding region: 3-665 (220 amino acids)
Molecular function (GO): serine-type endopeptidase inhibitor activity
Source: RefSeq, a predicted model, not a curated record